CUCUUCUUUUCAUAUCCAUCGAGAGCCCUAAAUGCCCCCAAAUAAAAGUUUGUACUUAAUUCUUUUUCCCUUUCAAUCUCAAAAUUUGCCCCCAAAUUUCCCAUUUUCCCUUUCUAUCAGAGAAUAAGAAGAAGAAAAAUCAGUACAUUCUUUCCUUUGAAGAACUAGAAAUGAAACAGGAUUUCAAGGGAAAAUGUCAAGAGAAAAAAUAAGCAAAGCUGCACUUCCUCCUGUUCAAGAGGUGUUCUUUUUUAUUUCUAUUGCUUUCAGUAUAUAUUUCUUAGAUUAUUUCUGUUGAUAAUAGUUGUAGGAGUUUGAGUGGUGAUUCUUUACAAGGUGUGGAGUUGCUGGUGCUACGGUGGAGGCGGAGAAUGGAGUGACAGUUGUUGAGAUGAGUGCUGAAAAGCGGAGAUGGGGAAGACCGCCGAGGAAUCAAGUGAGAACCAUGUCGUCAUCGGCGCCGCCACCACUGCCUUAAAGGAAGGAUGAGGAUGAUGAAGAAGAUAUUUGCUUUAUAUGCUUCGAUGGCGGCAGUCUCGUGCUUUAUGAUCGACGUGGCUGUCCUAAGGCAUACCACCCAGCCUGUAUCAAAAGGGAUGAGGCAUUCUUUAAAUCCAAGGCGAAAUGGAACUGUGAAACUUCUUACGUGCCAAACAUACACAGAUAAAGAAGGUAUCAAGCAGCAACAGUUGUUGGCAUUUAUCCCAAGACAUCAGAAGCACUACAUUUUACCGAAUUUUGUCAGCAAGAAGGUACAUUUUAGUCCACAGUUACAGACAGAUCCUAGGCAAAAUUAUCUCCAUGCUAAAUCUUGUCUUCAGCCUUCAGGCUUGCUGAGGACAUCCAAGAUGCUUAUGCUGAGGCAGCUAGCAUUGCUGAACAGGUUUUUCUCUUCUCUCCUGGCUCCAUUUCUUUCAACCAGACUUAUUUUUCUUAAUGUUGUUAAGUGAAUUUAAAUUGGCUAUUUUGCUUAAUGUUCAUACAGUUCUAACCCUAUACUUACAUCAAUGGUGUAUGUUUCAAACCAGGCAUUAUUUUAUUUUCUAACCCUCAUUUUUUAGUAUACUUUUCGUAACAUGAAAGAAUAAGCUAUGAUUUCGACCUUGAUGUUGAUGGCAGUUGCAUUAUUUAACACCAAAACCCAUAUUAAACGGGUUUUUCAAAGAAGAAAAAUGCUGAGAAUAUAUGGUCUCUGCAAAAAGAUGGGCUACAAGGACGCUAAGUUACUGAAGCUUUACGGGCUCUGAUAGCCAAUGGCGUUGAAGCGGGGACUAUCCAAUGUGGGAGUCCAAAGGAACAGAAGUUCUGGAUCUCGUGACUCUUUUUUUCUUCUCAAUUCUGAUGCUUUCAGUUUCACGCUCAUUGCUUUGAGUUCAUUACAAGAUUUCCUUGAUUAAAUAAAUGUAUUAUAUCUUUUAUUACUAAGAUUUACUUGAUUAAGAAAAUGCAUUGUAUGUAUUAUUACCUUGCAUAUGUAUUAUUUAUUUUAGUUUUGAUUCUAAAUUUUAAUUUUUACUUAAGAGUUCUAACUUUUGGAUUUUAA
Molecule: messenger RNA, 1543 nt
Organism: Gossypium raimondii (Peruvian cotton)
Lineage: Eukaryota; Viridiplantae; Streptophyta; Magnoliopsida; Malvales; Malvaceae
Exons: 6
Coding region: 486-950 (154 amino acids)
Source: RefSeq, a predicted model, not a curated record